AUGCUGUCCCAAGAGAUUGAGGCCCGAAGCGGAGAGGUUGUGGCCAAAGGCCUUGACAGCCUUGGAGCACUACUUUCAAAGCUCCGUCAGCUUCAGGCUGCCAGCGAGAUUGCCAUCGCACAGGCCACCGAACAGACUGUGCAACGAGCAAGGAGCCUGGGUUCCAAAGCACGUGCAGACGAAGAUGGUAGCGGUUAG
Symbiodinium natans is the source of this 198-nucleotide messenger RNA. NCBI's taxonomy places the organism in Eukaryota, Dinophyceae, Suessiales, Symbiodiniaceae. The record is from the annotation of a GenBank genome assembly.